Podarcis muralis (Common wall lizard) is the source of this 3436-nucleotide messenger RNA. Its product is annotated as P2Y purinoceptor 1-like. Gene Ontology annotation, biological process: phospholipase C-activating G protein-coupled receptor signaling pathway. Gene Ontology annotation, molecular function: ATP binding; G protein-coupled ADP receptor activity; G protein-coupled ATP receptor activity. Gene Ontology annotation, cellular component: plasma membrane. The record is from RefSeq and is a predicted model, not a curated record. Lineage: Eukaryota; Metazoa; Chordata; Lepidosauria; Squamata; Lacertidae.
AUAUAAAUAACACAUAAUGGAAUCCUAUAUUAUUAUGCUAAAUAUACCUGUUCUUUCAAAAGAGCUAAUAUAAAUUAAUAAAAAACAAAAAAAACAGUAUUGGCUACUGUAAUACAUGAGAAAGUAGCCAACCAUAUAAGUAUUUAAAAGGAGAACCAGAAUGUGCAACUGGUUUAUUGUUUUAAAAUGCUCCCUUCCCACCUCUUCUUUCUUCCUUUGAUAUUUUUUCUGCAUCAGUCAAGAAGCUGAAGAAAUCCAGAGAAGUCCCAACUCCCCAGUAUAUGAGAUUCGCUACCUUUGGGAAAGCAAAACAGCUUUAAAUUUGCACACUGCAUAAUCAAAUACUCCCCUCCUGUCUCUCGUCUGCUCCUACCCAGGCAUAGAGCUAUAACAGCAGCAACAUCCCUUGCACACCUGUCAUUUCAGGAAGUUGGCCAAUCAUUCUGGUAAAUGAAUAAUUAACGGUACAGAGAGCAUUAUGAAAUCAGCAUAAUACAUGUAAGGAUUAUGGAACAGACAUCUAGCCAGAAACCAGAAGCAGACUUUUGUGGAAGUACUGACACCCUCUUAGACACCAUCCAAAGGACUCUAAUCCCUGGAACCUUCCUUUUCAUCCUGGUUGCGGGAUUGCUGCUCAACGUCCCCAUCAUUUGGAUCCUUGCUUUCCGCAUGAAGCGCUGGAACAGGAGCACCGUUUUCCUCUGCAACUUGGUGUUUGCUGAUAUCAUGUGGAUCUUAACCCUUCCCUUCCUGAUCUACUAUCACCUAAACCAGCUGCACUGGACCUUUGGAGAGAGCUUCUGCAAGAUUAUACGGACUGCCUAUCACCUGUGCUAUUACUGCAGCAUCCAUUUUGUCACCUGCCUGGGCAUGGACAGGUACUUGGCCAUUGUCCACCCUCUGAAGUCCCUGUGGGUAUUAAACAAACAACACUCCCUGCUGAUUUCUUCUUCCAUCUGGACAGUUACAGGACUGGUUAGCCUGCCAGUUGUUUAUGUUGCAGGCACCCAGGCAUGCCCAAACAACAAAACAAUUUGCUCCCUCUAUGUAUUUUCCAGCUCUACCUAUAUAACCCUCCCCCUGUCUGUGAGCUGCUCAGUUGCAGGGUGCUUACUUCCUUUCACUGCUAUUUGUUACUGCUAUUGCAGCAGCGUUAGGAAACUCCAAGAUACUGGCCUCCAGCGCUUUCAGAAAAGGGAGAAACUCACCAAGCUCAUGUAUUCAGCCUUGGUCGUUUUUGCUCUUCUCUACUUCCCCUACCAUGUCUCACGAAACACUUGCAUCUUACUGAGAGCUGUACGGCCUUCUGCAACCCAGUCUAUUCAGCAUGCCGACACCUUGUUCCUUGUGGAGAUGGCUAUCUGCAGCCUGAACACCUGCGUCAACCCUCUCUUCUGUUUCCUGGCUGGGGGAGACUUUCGAGAGGAGAUUUGCAAAUUAGCACCCUCCUUCUGUAUCAUCAAACGCUGGAGGAAUCGACAGCAAGUGGCAUGUGUUUAUCCCAUAUAGAUCUUCUCCAAAACAAGGGUCUCUUUGACUGAAACAAAUCACUUGCAAUGAGCGACUGAGUGACCAUCAAUUACUCUGAGUGUGUGCAUGAUAGCUAGCAAUAAAAGUAGCAACAAAAAUCUAAAACUCUCUCCAUCAAUAAGGACCUGCAGCUCAAAAUCCUGAACACUCAAAGUAAAUUGGAAAUCUAGUCAGUUCCAAAGCUCAUUUUUUCAGUAUAAACACCACAAAGCAUUUAUUAUUCAAAACUGGUGGUAGCUUUAAUUAUUUCUGUACUGUACAACUAAAAAUUCAAUACCUGUGCUGGUGAUAGAGAAAUAAUCUACUGUUAGUUUCCUAAAAUGACCUUGUGGCUGGGUUCACAAAGUCUAAUUGGGAGUAGAGAAAUAAGAGGGUGGGGGAAUGUUGGCUAAACACCCUUUGACCACCUCAAAUGUAAGGUAAGUACAUCAGAAGGCCUACCAUCCACCCAUGAGAAUUUCACUGAAAUUAUCUUUCCCAUUUGAUAAUUUUUGGAUGCAAGUUAAUGGAUGGAGAAUUCGAGAAUUUUUUGACAAACUGCUAGUUCUGACCCACCAGUUAUUUUCAGGCAAGAGAGCUCCAGUGCUCACAUGACACUCCCCCCCCCACCUUCAAAGACUUCUCCAUUUACUUAGAAAAGCCAUGUGUGCAGAGGAAUCGCCUGCCUUGAUCAAAUUUCUGCUUAAAGUUUAGAAAAUUCAAGGUGCUCUAAGGUGACCUGCAAUACGUUAUGAAGGCAACACAUAUACUAUGUUUCAUUAUGGGUGGUGCAAUCCAUUUUAUGCCCACUCAUUGCAGCUUGGUGAAUGUAAUUAGAUGUUGCUCAGUCUUAAGCCUUUGUAGAUGACUUGGUAUUAACUUUAGAGGAACCACUAACCAGUGUCAAAGAGGUUAUUGAGGAGAUAGAACAAUCUGGGCAAGUAGCAGGUUUUAAAUUGAAUAAAAAGAAGACUAAAAUGUUAGCCAAAAAUAUGAAACAAGAUUUGGUAGAUAUGUUGCAGCAACAGAUCGGUAUAGAAGUGGUUUAAAAAGUCAGAUAUUUAGGAAUAUGGUUAACAUCAAAGAAUAUAGACUUAUUUCAAAAUAAUUAUACACCGGUGUGGAAUGGAAUUAAAAGAGAUCUGGAAGUAUGGGAGAGGACGAAAUUGUCAUUUUGUGGAAGGAUUUCUGUGAUUAAAAUGAAUGUGCUACCAAAGAUGUUAUUUUUAUUUCAAUCAAUUCCAAUAAUCAAGGGGGCAGCAAUUUUAAAGGAAAUGGCAGAAGACAAUUUUAAGAUAUAUCUGGCAGGGGAAGAAAUCAAGAAUUCAAUAUAAGUUGUUAACAGAUGUUAAAGAAAGAGGGGGCUUCGCCCUGCCAGACUUGAAGUUGUAUUAUGAAGCAGUAUGCCUCUGUUGGUUAAAGGAAUGGAUGUUGUUAGAAGAUACAGAGUUGCUGGAUUUGGAGGGUUAUGAUAAUAGAUUUGGUUGGCACGCAUAUUUAUGGUAUAAUAAAUCAAAAGUCCAUAAAGGAUUUGGUAACCAUAUAUUCCAAAGAUCUCUAUUUGAAACAUGGGAUAGGUAUAAAAACCUAUUAGAAUGUAAAACACCAUGGUGGUUAUUCCCAUUAGAAGCUAUGAGUGUGAAAUAGCUUUCUAAUUUUAUCAUCAAAUCCAUUUUCUUUUAAGUCUUAGAAACAAUGACUGUAAAAUAUUGUCUGAAAUGUAUAAACUACUUUGGAAUGGCAUUUGAAAGAUGAAGAAGUAAAGUUGGUUAUGAUACAUUGGGCCAAAGAUUUUGGAUAUAAUAUACAGUUAGAAGAUUGGGAGAGAUUGUGGAAAGAAGGAAUAAAAUUUACAGCAUGUAAUGCCCAAAAGAAAAUGUGAUGAAAAUGAUGUGUAGAUGGUAUAUUACACCAGUGAAGUUAGCUA